UCCUUCUCGUUAUCCUGAACUGAACCCGGCAACUCCAAAGGCCCCAACCAAAACCUCGCCGCCGGGCUCCCACCUCACUCUCGCUCGCGCACUAGGAGCCGAAGCCUACAGCCUACCGCCGCACCGCAGCACCAUAGCGGGAGCCGCAACCAUGGCGUCCUGCUACCACCCUUGGCGCCUCUUCCCAGGAAUGUCGCCGGCGGCCCCUGCCGGGCCCGUCUCGGCGCCGGCUCAUCCUCGCACCUGCAAGUCCUCGAAGGUGUUCGCUAGCGUGCCUCGCCGGAGGAGGCUGCCGUUCCUGGGCACGCGGCGUGCCAGGAUCAAGUGCGUCAAGGACGACUCGCUCCAUUUCGACCCGUCGAAGAUAGAACCGCCACCGUACUCCAGCUACUUCGACUCCACAUCUGGUCAGCUCGAGCCGGCGUCGGGCGCUCGGGCAAGCAUACCCGGGAAGGAGUACUGGCCGGAGGGCACAGCGGCCCGCGUGCGUGCCGCACGAGCGCCUGCCCCAGUCGGGGAGUCGGCUGGGACGCCAUCAUUUGGCACGAAGCCUGGGAGCAGGAGGAGAGGGUAUAAGGAGCAGGUGACGUCGGCCUCAGGAUCGGAGAGUGCGCAAACUGACGACGGAAAGGAUUAUGGUGAGCCUGAUGUGGUCAUUGUAGACUCUGGGGACGAUGCAUUGGAGGAGCUAAAGGAUUCGGUGGAUGAGUAUGUCAUUUAUGAGACACCAGAGGAAGAGGAGUUGAGUGAGUAUGAUAUGGACAAAAUGAUGGGGCGGCCGCACCCGUUCAUUGACCCAGCAAAGGCGAUGUCAUUAGGGGAGCCGAAAACCAGUGAAGAGCUCUGGUGGCACUGGAGGAGGAAGUCUCAGGACGAGGAAAUGUGGUCAAGAUGGCAGAGGAGGCGUCCAGAUGUUGACACGGUUUUUGCAAAGGCAAUGGCGGAGACUGGGCAAAUUAAAAUUUUUGGGGACCAUCCUUCACGGACAGAAGCUGCUCUUGCAAAGACAAGAAGACAUUUGUACAAAGAGGAAAGGUUAGAAGCAGAGCAAAGGAGACUAGAAGAAAUAGGGCCAAUAGCAUACUACUCAGAAUGGGUUGAAGCUUAUAAAAACAAGGAUACAUCACGUGAAGCCAUACAGAAGCACUUUGAGGAAACCGGCGAAGAUGAGAAUGCUCAACUUAUAAAAAUGUUUCAACACCAAACUGCUGGGGAAUAUCGUAUCAUGAUGGGCACCGAUGUGCGUAUUCAGCGAGAUCCUUUGGCCAUGAGAAUGCGGGAAGACCAGAUCAAACAGAUUUGGGGCGGUGAUCCUGUCUAUCCAACAAUUAAUUAUGUUCAGGAUCCUGAUGAAGUGGCUGACUACAGAGGUCCUGAAUUUCAUGAGCCUACCCCUGAAGUUGUACCUUACCUGAUGGAGCAUGGGAUAAUGAUCACAAAGGAAGAGCUAUAUGCACGUCUGAAUGAAGAGAGAGAGGACGUCAAUCAAGACAUAACGUAUAUUCCUGAAGUCAAAGAUCCUAUGGCUACUGCCAUUGAUAUAGGAGAGCAAUCUUACAAUGAAGACAGUGAUGAUGAGGAUGAGGAUGUCGAUAAAGCUGCUGCACAGCCUGAACCACUAGAGGAUGAGGAAGAUGAUGGGGAUGGUGUUGAGAAAGUGAACCAGAAUUGGAGUGUUCUAAAGUCUACUGGACAAACUGAAAAGCCCAAGGAAAAAUCAAAUAAAGGUGAAAUGUCACUAAAAGAAGCUAUUGACGAUUCUGAGAACCUAACUGACUUUCUUAUGGACUUUGAGGAAGACGAGUAAUACUCUGGACAUUUUGCUAUCCAUCACACAUGGUGAGUAAAAAGAUUCUUGAGGACUUACUUCUGGAGGCCCAUAGCCACUAGGGGCGAUGAAGACAACUGGGUGUCCACAAAACUCCACCUGCUCAACUGGACCAAUCAUGCCGGAGAACGAUAUGGUUGUCUGAGAUAUCAUACGAUGGAAGGUAGCUCUAGCUGCCUGUUUAGAAUCACAAGUUGGCAAUGCUAUCAGAAACAAGAAAUCCAGAUUGAAUGCUGUGGCGCAUGCGCAUGGCUUAAUUGACAACAAUCUUCGUGCUUUUAAUGAAACAAGAGAUGUGUGGCAUCAAACAAGAGAUAAGGAGUUGCUGAGAACUAGUAAUUGGUCAUCAAUACGAGCUUAGCCAUAUGGACGUUGGAACUAUGUUAGCCUGGUUACACCGUAAAUAAGAUGUUUCGACCAGACAUCAGCUGAUGUCCUUUAGAUAAGCUUGCCAGUUCGUAACCGGUAUGUAUAACAUGCUUUUUAUUUGAAGAGACAUUAUAAAAACGGGUAUAAAAUGGAUUUUAUUUGAAGAGACAUUAUGAAAUGGUUUGGUCACGUAAA
Molecule: messenger RNA, 2392 nt
Organism: Sorghum bicolor (sorghum)
Lineage: Eukaryota; Viridiplantae; Streptophyta; Magnoliopsida; Poales; Poaceae
Product: protein PLASTID TRANSCRIPTIONALLY ACTIVE 12
Exons: 12
Coding region: 152-1807 (551 amino acids)
Biological process (GO): plastid transcription; positive regulation of red or far-red light signaling pathway; response to light stimulus
Cellular component (GO): chloroplast; nucleus
Source: RefSeq, a predicted model, not a curated record